Molecule: messenger RNA, 1473 nt
Organism: Rhinolophus ferrumequinum (greater horseshoe bat)
Lineage: Eukaryota; Metazoa; Chordata; Mammalia; Chiroptera; Rhinolophidae
Gene: AQP3
Product: aquaporin 3 (Gill blood group)
Exons: 6
Coding region: 80-958 (292 amino acids)
Biological process (GO): water transport; glycerol transmembrane transport
Cellular component (GO): basolateral plasma membrane; plasma membrane
Molecular function (GO): water channel activity; glycerol channel activity; urea transmembrane transporter activity
Source: RefSeq, a predicted model, not a curated record
CGCUCGCGGCCACUGCUGCUGCGCUCCCGCCUCGCUCAGCCGUCUCUCCCGCCGGUCUUUAUCACCGCUUGUCCGCGCCAUGGGUCGACAGAAGGAGCUGGUGUCCCGCUGCGGGGAGAUGCUCCACAUCCGCUACCGGCUGCUUCGCCAGGCGCUGGCUGAGUGCCUGGGUACCCUCAUCCUGGUGAUGUUCGGCUGUGGCUCUGUGGCCCAGGUCAUUCUCAGCAGGGGCACCCACGGUGGUUUUCUUACCAUCAACCUGGCCUUUGGCUUUGCCGUCACCCUGGGUAUCCUCGUCGCUGGCCAGGUCUCUGGGGCCCACCUGAACCCUGCUGUAACCUUCGCCAUGUGCUUCCUGGCCCGUGAGCCGUGGAUCAAGCUGCCCAUCUACACCCUGGCUCAGACGCUGGGAGCCUUCCUGGGUGCUGGGAUUGUUUUUGGGUUGUAUUAUGAUGCAAUCUGGAACUUCGCCAACAAUGAGCUUGUAGUCUCGGGCCCCAAUGGCACAGCUGGCAUCUUUGCCACCUAUCCCUCUGGACACUUGGACAUGGUCAAUGGCUUCUUCGAUCAGUUCAUCGGCACGGCCUCCCUUAUUGUGUGUGUGCUGGCCAUCGUGGACCCCUACAACAACCCCGUCCCCCGAGGCCUGGAGGCCUUCACCGUGGGCCUGGUGGUCCUGGUCAUCGGCACCUCCAUGGGCUUCAACUCCGGUUAUGCCGUCAACCCUGCCCGGGACUUUGGGCCCCGCCUCUUCACUGCCAUCGCGGGCUGGGGCUCGGAAGUCUUCACGACUGGCCGCCACUGGUGGUGGGUGCCAAUCGUCUCCCCACUCCUGGGCUCCAUUGCGGGAGUCUUCGUGUACCAGGUCAUGAUCGGCUGCCACCUGGACCUGCCUCCACCCUCCACUGAGCAGGAGAAUGUGAAGCUGGCCCACGUGAAGCACAAAGAGCAGGUCUGAGUGGGCAGGGGCCAUCCCUCCGCCCCUCUUCCGGGAGCAUCCACUGACUGUGCAGGGGCUGCUCCCUAGAAGCCCCCUUCAUGAUUCCCCUCCCAGGCUAAGAAGCUCCUAGUCUGCCUCCACCCACUGGACAGCCCCCUCCAGGAUUUUCUACCAGACUCUGCCCAGAUAGGACUUUAGUCCUUAAACUGUGGUGGGACAGGGUGUAGGGCCAACAUAACUCUUUGUAUCCCAAAGGGAGGGAAUGGGCAGUGGGUGUGUGAGCGUGUGUGCAUGUGCCUGUGUGUUUUCCCAGAUAUUCAGGGCAAGGGAACAAGUAGAAUGGAUUCUAGCUGUGAGGGGAGCCUAAAGGAAAGGGACAGUGAUGUAUCCACCUGUGAGUGAGGAAAGUGCUGGGGGUCUGCAUGUUUCAGGGGCUCCAUGUGGAGGAGUGUCCAGAUAUAUGUAUUUCUGAGUAUGUGUGUAUCUGCCCUGUUUUCCAAGCACGGGCUUAGGGGAGGCUUUGGGGGAGGUAG